Mangifera indica (mango) is the source of this 855-nucleotide messenger RNA. RefSeq lists its product as uncharacterized. The record is from RefSeq and is a predicted model, not a curated record. Lineage: Eukaryota; Viridiplantae; Streptophyta; Magnoliopsida; Sapindales; Anacardiaceae. The transcript has a single exon. Bases 211 to 513 code for a protein of 100 amino acids.
GUUUAGAUAUAGCUUUCAAUAUGAUGUAACUUUCAGGGUCUUCGUGCGGGCUUGCGGUGAAGUAGCCUGCAAAACUUGCGUGGCUUAGCUUGAAGAGCUAGAGUUCAACCCAUUACGCCACGUCACUAUCUCCUCUUCUCCCUCUUAUAAACCAAUUCUUCACUCUCAAUUCUGUAAUCUCUCUUCCAAAUCAACGAAAUAAGGAAAGAAAUGGAGGGUCUUAUUCCUUUUGUUUAUAGAGCCAUCAUGCAAAACAAGAAUGGAAAUGGAGGCCCUUUAGGGUCCUGGUUGAGUAAGUCGCCAUCGGCUUCGUACAUAAGGCUUCCAGGUGAUUCAGGCCGGUUUCAGGCUUCUGAUAUGAGUCUGUUUCAACCCGAUUUUGGCUUCUCAACAUCGACAACAUCAGCUCCAGCUUCUUCUUCUUCUACUACUACUACUACCGCACAGAUUAUCUUAUCAAACGGAGUUCAAUCUCCUGUUUGUCGCCUGACUUCUCGUCGAGUUGCUGCUUGAUCAUAUCCAAAAAUGGUUUACCAAGUUGCAGUGAAGGUUCUAAUAUAUCAAAGGUUAAGCUUUGUGUAUAUUUUGUAUUGGUUUGUGAUCUCUGGAAAAAUGUCUAUGUUUCCUGGCCGAAGGGCCUAAGUGUGUAAAUUAUGUUACUCUUUUAAUCUGUAAUAUUCUGGGUUCUUGAUUAGACCGAAAUUGUGCUGGAAACAAGAAAAGCUAGCCAAGAAAAAUGUCUAUGUUUCCCGGCCGAAGGGCCUAAGUGUGUAAAUUAUAUUACUCUUUUAAUCUGUAACAUUCUGGGUUCUUGAUUGGACCGAAAUUGUGCUGGAAACAAGAAAAGCUGGCCAA